AGAAACUUAAAUUUUUUCCCAUAAUCUUGUUGUGCUUGUUGGUGGUCGGGUGUACAAGAUGAAGCUCCUGGUGUACUACUCUCUGGCGUUAAUGGUCGUGGUCAAUGCUGCUCCUAGCCAGCCCAUGACGGUGAAAGUAGUUGAUCGUGAGGAGAAUGUUUCAUCAGCCAAGACACCACGACACACUUGGUUUAUCAACACCCACAGGAGCGACACACUGCCCGGGACUGGUGGUGACCAAGAUGAAACUGGCGUGGAGGUAGACAGAGACGACAACACUAGCUUGGCCUCCAUCGAUAGUGCUGAGGAUAAGGUCACUAGUGAUGAGUCCAGUGUUUUGACUGACCUCUGCCAAAUGGAAAAGGACUUAUACCUGAUCCACUUACUUCUGGGUCAUAGUUCGAACCCCAAUACCAACCGAUGCGCCAGUUUCGGUACCCGGGUUCACUUCGAUAUGUCUGAUAACGAACCCAAAGACGACUACUUCGACUACCACGACUACAACUACGACAACAAUGGUGGUUCUGGUAGUGGUAUGUUCGGAUUCCCUGGCUUUGACUUCGAUUCAUCAAAGUUCCCCGGUUACUCGACGUUUGAUAUCGAACGCAAAGACGACUCCUUCGACUACUACGACUACGACAACAAUGGUGGUUCUGGUAGUGGUAUGUUCGGAUUCCCUGGCUUUGAUUUCGAUUCAUCAAAGCUCCCCGGUUACCCGAGCUGGCUACCGGAGUCGCCGAGUAUCCCCAAGGUAGACGACCUCCCCGACAAUUACGACAACUCUACACACGAUGUCCAUCUAGUGAACGGGACCAGAGUCGAAGUAAACACGACCACAAACAAGAAAAGUGGAGAUGGCUUCACCUCCUUCUAUCACCACCAGUUUAUCAACAUCCGACCUGACCAAGUACCUGAUGACGAAGAUAAGGAGACACCGCAGGUGAAGGAAGACACUGAUGAGGAAGAAACCGUUGGUGAGGAGGAAGGCGUUGGUGAAGAGGAAGGCGUUGGUGAGGAGGAAGGCGUUGGUGAGGAGAAAGUACCAGUGUACGACGAGGAACUUCUGGUGAUACCUCAAGUUGAGAACGAGGUCAGCUCUUCAGAUUUCCCUGCCCACAUCCCCAACCUGAACGAGGUCAGCUCUUCAGAUUUUCCUACCCUCAACGAGGUGGUGCCAACAGAACACGUGGCCACGGACGAGGGACUCGUUGGAGGAGGCGGAGGUGUGAAGCUCCUACGAUCUCGCCGUUCACUCAACACUAUCCAUUUCCCUCAACCCGCCAAACCCGCUGCCUAUGUGGAUCAAGACACCGAGGAAGUGGAUGUGGAUGAGGGCCACCAUCCAAAACCAGACCUAAGUUCCGACACCUUGGUUAACCACGUUAACAGAGACCACCAAGGUCUUAGUAAAGUGGAUCCCGACGCUGAGAUCUUCAAUUUGACUUUGGUCUUGAACGAAGGUAAACUCAAAGAUAAUGAUGAUGAUAAAUAAAUAUUCACCCAGGUAUAAUAUAAGUCUUAUAAUGAAGCAUAAUAGUAUUUUGGUUCCUAAUUGAGUGUGUAUAACUUGCCAUAGAGUACAAUGUAGAAAAUAAAUGAUUUGGUUGGAGACGUUGACAACGGUAGGAAACGCCUGUAUACUGUAGGUGUAAUCGGAGACUUGUUCAUGUACCUGUAAAAACUAAACACUUUUAACACUAAGAUAAAAAAAAUGACAAGGCACAGAUACAACUAUAAACAUUUACCACUAGGAAAUAGCUUUAACCAUUUUAACAAUAGGGUAUAAUUAUAUUUUUAACACAAUGGUACAACCAAAUUAACACACGGGUACAACUAUACACAUUUAACACUGAAACAGCUAUAAACAUUUAACACAUACAAUAAUAAACAUUUAACACUUUGAAACUACUACAAACAUUUAACACUGAAACUUCUAUAAACAUUUAACACUAAUGCAACUAAACAUUUUAACACUACAACACUCACUGUUUGAACUCCGAUGCUAUACUGUAUUUAUUGGACACCACUCUCACGCUAUUUAAUGAAUUAUAGUUUAUUUUGUAUGUACGAGUAAAAUAUGAAUGAUUAAUGCAUAGUAAAAUGGUUUGUAUUGAUCAAAUUCGACAAGCUCACUUUCAGCACCAGACCUCAACACUCCAAGGCGGGAACUGUGACGUCAUAACAGAGGUGUUAGUUCUAAACUGAACUUCACCUAAUAAUACUUCUGAAUAUUUUUUUAUUUAGCUGUCAAAAUGAUUACAAUAAUUUGGUUUAAACUUCAAAGCAAUUUAAUUUUUAUUUAUUUUCUUUAAACGAGCACGAAUAAGCGAUAAACUGGUUAAUUGAAGACGCUCAUGAAAAUGCACGGAUUUGAAGAAAAACGGUCAUAGACUUGCGUGGUCAUCCGAUAUACACAUUUUAAAACUACUCUAAAACUAUAAUUGUUUUAACACUACGAUACAACUUUACAAUUUUCAACACUAGAGUACAACUAAGGAAUAUUACAAGGUGAACGCCCUUAAAUUUUCUUAAGGUCCAGUCACUGGCGCCAUCUAUAGGUCAAACCAGAAAUCGUAGAGAAAUGUCUAAUGCUUGAGAAAAUGGCUAUUUAUUAAUGGUAACUCCAAUAUUUCAUGCUGAUUUCACUUUCUCUGCCAUCCGUAAUCAAUUAAUUAAUUAUUUUGGAUAUUAACCAUUUUACUACUUCUCAGCUUAUUGACCGUUCGGGCAGUUUAACACUAGGCUCGCUGACUUGUUUUAUAGUCAUGUAAUAAUAAUGAUUUUUAACUAUAUAACCAAAUGCCAGUACAAUACAGAUAUAUAAAUUGCCAUAAAUGUUUAUAUUUCAUGUAAAUAUAACCAAAGAUAUUAUCAAGGAAUUGCUCAAUAACCCUUUCUUAAAGAAAUACACAAAUUACCGUAGAUUUUCAUAAUGUUAACUGAUAUUAUCACAGGGAAAUGUUCAUUAGCCUUAAAUAUAUAAAAUACUAUAAAGCUCUAUAUAAUAUUUGUUUGUAAAGAAUGACAAUAAAACCAAAUUCCUA
This is a messenger RNA of Homarus americanus (American lobster), 3044 nucleotides long. RefSeq lists its product as uncharacterized. The transcript is spliced from 8 exons. The record is from RefSeq and is a predicted model, not a curated record. Bases 59 to 1492 code for a protein of 477 amino acids. NCBI's taxonomy places the organism in Eukaryota, Metazoa, Arthropoda, Malacostraca, Decapoda, Nephropidae.